AUGAGGGAAAAUAAGGGUAGGACAGCCUCUGAUCACAAAAAAAUCGAGAGGAAAGAAUAUGGUAUUUUUAGAAUCACAAAAGACCACAUAGAGUUCGAGGCCAUUGAAACAGAUUGCAAAUUGGAAGGACCAAAUGGAAGCAAAGAUUUGAAAGAUAGUUUGAAAUUAGGAAAAGUGAUAAAGGAUAUGUUUACACAACUUAUUGCUGAAUUAGAUGUUGCCAGACAAUUACAAGUUUUUGGUAUAUUAAAUGAAGGUAAUUGA
Molecule: messenger RNA, 264 nt
Organism: Entrophospora candida
Lineage: Eukaryota; Fungi; Glomeromycota; Glomeromycetes; Entrophosporales; Entrophosporaceae
Source: the annotation of a GenBank genome assembly